Messenger RNA from Sitophilus oryzae (rice weevil), 3972 nucleotides. RefSeq names its product activated Cdc42 kinase-like (gene Ack-like). The record is from RefSeq and is a predicted model, not a curated record. The transcript has 19 exons. NCBI's taxonomy places the organism in Eukaryota, Metazoa, Arthropoda, Insecta, Coleoptera, Curculionidae. Gene Ontology annotation, molecular function: protein tyrosine kinase activity; ATP binding; protein binding. The coding region runs from base 237 to 3287 and encodes 1016 amino acids. Gene Ontology annotation, biological process: protein phosphorylation.
AGUGGUGGGGGUCGAAGUUGUCAAAUAAGAAUGGAAAAUAAUUGCAUUCAAUUUAUUAUUCCAUUAUUUAUUUAUUUCUUUUGAUGUAAACAAUAAAAGUUUUCAUUUAGAAUGGAAGUGUUUUCAGGUAUUUUUUAAGUGAAACUUGAUAUACCUUCCUGUAAUAUAUGUGUAAUAUUAGAAAUACCACUGUUCUUCAUUGUUCUUUUAGUAGUUUUUUCUUUUAGAAAAAUAUUAUGGAAGGUUUAAAUGCAACAGCUAAAAAAGGCCCUGGGCUAUAUGAAUUCCUUGUUGAAGCCGAAUUACAACAUUAUUUUAAUAGCUUUAAAAAUACUUUAAAAAUAACUCAUCCCUCACAGCUAAAAUUUACAACUGAAAGUGAUUUGAUGGAUAUCGGAAUGUCAAAGCCUGAAAUGAGAAGAUUGAGGAAAUAUUACGAGAAACAUUUUCCUCAUAAUUAUUUGUCAAAAUUUAAGAAACUUCUAUCUCAUAGAAAACAAGAAAAUACCGUGAGUGAUGCCAGCUUGCUAUUAAACAGUGAUACACUUACUAUGACAAAAACUCCUAAAGUUUCAAGCAAACAUAUAAUACCAGCAGCCGAUAUAACGAUAAAUAAAGAGCUCGGAAUGGGAGAGUUUGGUGUUGUUCAACAAGGUGUUUGGUGCAACGAAGGUGAAAGAAUUCAAGUAGCAAUAAAGUGCUUGUCUCGAGACAGAAUGCAAAGCAACAUGGUUGAAUUCUUAAAAGAAGCUUCCAUAAUGCAUAAUAUCGAUCAUCCGAAUAUAGUUAGGUUUUUUGGCGUUGUUUUACCUAACAUUGAAGGAAGCCUUAUGCUGGUAACAGAAUUAGCACCUUUAAGGUCUUUGCUAGAGUGCUUGAAAGAGCCCUCUUUGAGAUCAAGCUUCCCGGUACUGACUUUGUGUGAUUUCGCUUAUCAAAUUUGUGAUGGGAUGCAAUAUUUAGAAGCUAAUAGAUUAAUUCAUAGAGAUUUGGCCGCCAGGAAUAUUUUAGUUUUUUCGAAAAACAAAGUCAAAAUCUCCGAUUUUGGACUUAGUCGUGCCUUAGGACAAGGAAAAGACUACUAUCAGACUAAUUUUAACGUCAAUUUAAAAUUACCCAUUGCUUGGUGUGCUCCCGAAUCCAUAAGUUAUUUAAGAUUUACCACUGCCAGUGACGUUUGGGCAUUUGGUGUAACCCUAUGGGAAAUGUUUUCCUACGGCUUUCAACCAUGGGCUGCUCUAACAGGUCAGCAAAUAUUAGAGGCCAUAGACGAACCGAAUUUUCAAAGACUGGAACAGCCUGAUUGUUGUCCGUUGGACCAUUACAAUUUGAUGUUGGAUUGUUGGAGGCACGAGCCUGCUACUAGGCCAAGAUUUGCGGAUAUUGGUCCUAUUCUAGCUGAUAGUAGGCCGGAGCAAGUGCAGGCCAAAGUAACAUCGAGUGAAGGACCACAUAUGUUGAGUUUUAGAGUAGGUGAUGUCAUUACAGUAUUGGAUAAAAAAACGCACAGUCCUCUAUGGAAAGGAGCCACUGCCAGCGGUAAAACCGGUCUGUUCGAUCCGGUCAACGUGGUUGCUUACCUGGGUAGCGAUUUACCCAGUUCGUCCUUCAUGAGAUCGGGCAUGGACUCGAACCGGUCAUCAGCUCGUAGGAAGCUGAGAAGCGAAAUGAUCAGCGCCCCUCAGGGAGACUUGAAGCACACCGGCCACGUGGGGCUCGACGGUGCUUAUUUCGGCGAUUUGAGCUUCUUAGGUGGAUCUAAAGGCAAUUAUGGAAGUGUCCCCACCCAAGUUGUAGCUCCCUAUAGACCUCACAAAGACUUGGAGGCGGCUCCCCUUUUGGAAGGAGAUUGCGUACCCAGUCCGUCCUCAUUAUUAGACCAUCAGUACCACGAAAUCAGUGAUGACGAGUCUAAUAACAGUCCACAAUUAGAUUUAGGUCCUUCCCUUAUGGCAGAGAUGGAGGUGAUGUUUAGCAAUUUCACUACAAACAACAGUCUGGACCAUGAAGGUUCAAAUAGGAGCAACGAGCUUAGAGAAAAACUAAGUUUGAAACCGAAAAAACAGGCUACAGUCAAACCUAUAUCGGCUCACGAUAAGAAAACCUUGGAUUCUGCAAUAGCACUGGCUAAUGAAAUAACAACCAGGUCAUUAUCUGCCCCCGCCCCCACUACCCCGGCUUCCCCUAAUAAAAAGAAGAGUUCGUUCAGCUUCAAGUUUCCUUCUGUUCACGAUCACUCGGACAAACAUCAUCCGGAAAAUAGGAGAAACUUCUCGCAAGAAGCGCUGUCAACUACGGAUUUGCAGUCCAAGAUCACCCAAGAGGAACAGAUGGCCUACCAGGGUUUAGUGGAAAGUCCAACUCCAGAAGCCAGCCAGCUGAUGGUCACAAAUCCAUUAAGAAUGCUAAGAACUGGACAGCCUGUUAUAACGACUCGCACAAGAUCUGCAAGCCUGGCAACUAGUACAUUGCCAUCAAAGUUAAACGGGAUAGCUAGGAGUUCUAUUCCAGAUAAUUUACAUGACAGACCAGGUUCUUUCUCAACACUGCCGAAGAAUAUUAAUACUCACACAGCUCACAGAACGUCAUCGGUGCAUCCUAGACUCCAAAAUGACGCUUCUAAAGAGGAGAAUCCUAUACCUUUACCUCCUAGAGAUAGGAAUAAGACACUUUUGACAGCUAAACCGAGACAUACGAGGAAACAUCCGUUGAUUAUACCGCCUACUAGUGCACAAAGGACGUUGGAUAAGGUUAAUACAGUGUCUCCGUUAAACAAGACGUCUCCAGAUCCUUUUCCCAGCCCUGUUGAGCCUGCCUAUUCCAAUGACGUAAUGCAGAUAGCCGAGAAAAAUCCCGAAUCUGUACAUUUCGAAGAGCAGAUUGAAUCAAACCUAAACGCCUUAGAUGACAUUCAUUCUGAUCAUGACGUAGUCGACGGUGGGGACUUCAAGAAUGAUGGGGAGAAGGUACAUAGUCAUCAUGUAAGUUGCGAAGAUUUGCUGAAAUUUGCCAAUACGAAACCCAGCUCAAGGACCAGAGGAAACGACUCGGACGAAGUUAGGAUUAUGUCAAAAGUUUUGGGAAAAGAAAUACCUACCGAAAAAUGUCUGCAAGCUCUGGACCAUUCGGAUUGGGACGUGAUGAAAGCCAUCAAACUUCUGAAACUUCAAAACGUGGUCAGUGCGGAUCUGACCUCUUGCCAAAACGCUUUGGAGAAUUCCAUGUGGGACGUGACCAAAGCAGCCCAGUGGAUUUUGCAAAUGGACGGAGAAGUAGCCCAAGUGUAAUAUCGAAUAAUUUAUUUAAAAAAAAACUAUAUUAGGGUGAGUCCAUAUGGGCAUAAUUUGUAGAUUUUGAAUAGGUCUAAAUGUUUGAGACGGUAACCACAUGCAUAAGUACUUGGUGCGAUUUUUAUUUUAAAGGCUAUCGUGACACCUUUUUUUCCGUCAGUAACAACAGUAGCACUUUUUAUGAUAAAUUUUCAAUAUGGAUUCAUCCUCGGCCACUAUAAUAAUUAAAUAGGUACUAACAGUGGCGUAGAAAUGAACUGAUUGUAUGUAUUGCUAUACUAGUACGACUAGAAUAUGCCAAUACCUCGAAUAUUUUUUUUUCUAUUUCAUCAAUUACUACUCAGAAAAAAACGACAUAUGAUAUUAAUUUAAUUAUUUUUAAGCCUAUAAUAAUGCUUUUAACUAAAUAUUUAUUUUUAUUUAAAUAUAAGAUAAUACAAAAACAUUUUAGAGCAGUUUCAUAUGAUAUGGCUUUAUCCAAAGAUGUUUUAACAUCGUUUUUUACGAGUAAUUUUUUUAUAAUAGCAUUAAUCAAAUAAGAGAAUAAAUCAACUAAAUAUUUCUGUAUAAUAAUUAAUAAGUGUAAACUAUUGCAUAUCAAUUGGUCAAUUAACGUUUGGCACAAAAAUCAAACAAAUGUUAUAUAUCUUAUGGUAGUAAAAAAUAAAAUAAUUUCAAUAUU